Molecule: messenger RNA, 1112 nt
Organism: Sebastes umbrosus (honeycomb rockfish)
Lineage: Eukaryota; Metazoa; Chordata; Actinopteri; Perciformes; Sebastidae
Gene: cbr1
Product: carbonyl reductase 1
Exons: 7
Coding region: 131-958 (275 amino acids)
Molecular function (GO): carbonyl reductase (NADPH) activity
Source: RefSeq, a predicted model, not a curated record
CCUCCACAUCCUUUUUAUUGUCCCAGUUCUCUGCACACUGAGCUCAACGCGUCACUCUCCUCUGGUCUGUCUGUCUGCAGCUGCUGCACCACCGCAGGUUCACUACAUCACUACUACAGCUACUACAAACAUGUCUACCAAGGUCGCCGUGGUAACGGGCAGCAACAAGGGCAUCGGGCUGGCCAUCGUCCGAGCGCUCUGCAAGCAGUACCAAGGAGACGUCUACCUCACCUCCAGAGACGUCGGUCGUGGUGAGGAGGCCGUGGCAUCUCUGGCCUCAGACGGACUGAAGCCAAUGUUUCACCAGCUGGACAUCAACGACGUGAACAGCAUCACCGCCGCCGCCGCUUACUUUAAGGAGAAGUACGGAGGCGUGGACGUCCUCAUCAACAACGCUGGGAUUGCAUUCAAAAUGGCCGACACGGCUCCAUUUGCCGUCCAGGCGGAGGUCUCCCUCAAGACCAACUUCUUCGCCACCAGAGACAUGUUGACUGACUUCCUGCCGCUCAUCAAAGCCGGAGGUCGCGUGGUGAACGUCUCCAGCUUCGUCGGCUACCGCGCUCUGACCAAGUGCAGCGCGGCCCUCCAGGAGCGUUUCCGCAGCGAGGACAUCACCGAGGAGGAGCUGGUGGGACUGAUGGAGAAGUUUGUGGACGAGGCUAAAAAGGGUCAGCACCAGAAGGGCGGCUGGCCCGACACGUCGUACGGGAUGUCCAAGACCGGACUGACGACGCUGUCCAUGAUCCACGCUCGCCGUCUGUCCAAGGAGAGACCGAAGGACGGGAUCUUGCUGAACGCCUGCUGUCCCGGCUGGGUGCGCACCGACAUGGCCGGUGAUAAAGCCCCCAAAUCACCAGAUGAGGGAGCCAUCACUCCGGUCUACCUGGCGCUGCUGCCGCCCGGCGCCACCGAUCCUCAUGGAAAGUUUGUCUCCGAUAAAGAAGUUCAGCCGUGGUGAAAAGGGAUAAAGAGACCUGCGUCUGUGUGUGAGUGAGUAAAUGAAAGAGAGUCAGUGGUAAAUUACCAAAAACUUGUCAAAGCUUCUGUACAAAAUAGAUUUAUUUAGCAAUAAGAGAAACAUGUCCACCAUAUGAAAAACGUGACACAAUCUG